Messenger RNA from Cataglyphis hispanica, 5525 nucleotides. RefSeq lists its product as uncharacterized. Gene Ontology annotation, molecular function: potassium ion leak channel activity. Gene Ontology annotation, cellular component: membrane. Gene Ontology annotation, biological process: potassium ion transmembrane transport; stabilization of membrane potential. The record is from RefSeq and is a predicted model, not a curated record. The transcript has 8 exons. Bases 1464 to 4802 code for a protein of 1112 amino acids. Lineage: Eukaryota; Metazoa; Arthropoda; Insecta; Hymenoptera; Formicidae.
AACGCGUCCGUAAAUUUAUCUCAUCAAUUAGAAGCGAUGAUCGACACGAACGUGAUGUAUAGUUGUUAACGUCGCCGAAGGUUCACGACGUUUGACGCAUUAUUCUUUCAUUGUGAGUGAAAUACCAAAAGGGCCCAAUAAUUUAGAAAUUCUCGGACAAAGCAAAAUACGAGGAAAUUCGUUAAAAUAAAAUAUGCAUCGAUUUUUUAAUAUAUUUCUUUAUUAAUAUUUCCAGCUAAAAUUCGGUUUCAUUAAAAUACCAAAUGGUAUCUUUGCGCGGAAGGGGCCCGAAUUGUGAAGUUUCUUCGUUGCUAAGAGCCCCUGAUCUCUGUCUGCAACGACGAAUGUGAAUUUUCUCGUGCGAGUACAAACAAGCGAUGUCCACAUUGACAUUAUUAGCAAAUAGCGAUCGACAUGUUAAGACAUUGCCGAGGUAUGUCCUCACGCGUCAUAAACUAUAUUUAUGGAUGUGUUAUAACGCACAUAAUAAGAUCAAGACAAAUUGAUCGCUCGAUUAUUGUCGCAUUUUUUAAUUUUCAUGAUAUUAUGCGUCCAUUUCCUGCGCUAUGUUAUAAAUUAAUAUGAAACAUUAUUUCCGCUUACAAGUAGCUUGAAGUAGAUGUACGCUUAUCUCUUGUUAUAAUAAUUUUAAUUAAUUCAAUUUAGCAAAUUGUUUUAUUCGAUCCUUAGCUAGGAGAUCAAAUGUUGAUAUUUAAUUGUUUUUCUAAAUUAACUCUCAAUCUCAUAAGUAACUCUUAUAUGAUCUCAUAACUUUCCGCCUUCGUUCUUCAAUACUUUUUAUACUAUUUCGAGCUUAUGCGAUGCGCUUAUGCAAAUUCACAUACGACGCGCUUAAACCGGCACGAGUCAUGAGACCAAAUGAGAGAUGUGAACUUGAGAAGGAGACACGCGCGUGUGGCGUUGUUUCACGCCGUAAAUUAUCCUCGCGAAUGCAAAAAUCGAUCGCUAUUACGAUCCAUGAUCGGCAGGCAGGUCGGUGGAAUAUAUGGUAUUCACUGGUAGAGACCGAACGCAUUGCGCAAACAGACAUUGUCGAAGGAAGGGUUUCGGUAACUCGACGUCGAAGAGUUCGUCGGGUAUUUAACAGCGAGUUGCAGCUACGAUGACAACGUAGUGCCUAGAUCGGCGGAAAGACUUCAGACGGAUCGAAGAUAUCGGACUGCGGUGUGAUAACAUUGCCCUCGUGAGAAUUCGUGGUAAUCGACACGACGAUUGGUACGAGAAACUGUAAAAGAGAGCCGCUCUUCGCGGGAGAACCUUAGUGCGCUUGUGAUACUUGUGAUGCAAGCGGUGUUUAGCUUCACCACCGAAAACCAUGUCAAGAAUACAUAUCCAUGACUUCGCCGCUUCGACAUUAUGAUUACCUGAUCUGAUGAAUCGUUAUCCCCUUGUGAGUAUCUGAUUCACGCCAGAUUUCAACAUUUCGCCGGCAGCAUUCGAGAAUGUCCAAGAAGCAAUGGUUGGUCCUGUUGAUGUUGUUCCUUACAUACCUGUUGCUCGGCGCCUCUAUAUUUUACUACAUCGAAGGCGAGAAAGAGAUGGACAAGAUUGCCAAGGCUAAAGAAGAACGCAUUGAGAUUAAUCAAUUACUUCACGAUCAUUACGGGCCCAGUAUUGGUCAUACCCAGAAAGAGAUACUCGAUAAGCUCAGCGAAUACUGUGGCAAGUCAGUACACAAUUAUACGGAGGGCGAAGUUGAUCCUCAUCAAUGGGAUUUCUACAAUAGUUUCUACUUCGCUUAUACGGUCGUCAGCACCAUCGGAUAUGGGAAUCUAGCACCCACAAAUACGCUUAGCCGCAUCCUGAUGAUCUUCUACGGCCUAGUGGGCAUCCCAAUGAACGGGAUUCUGUUAACGCAGUUGGGUGAGUUUUUCAGCCACGUGUUUAUCAAGGCUCAUCAAAAGUACAAAUCCUACAAGAACGGCCAGUCAUCGUCUGAUUACGCCUCUAAGAAAUCAACACCGUUUGAGACGCGCAAGGUGGGCCUGGCCGCGCAGAUUCUCAUGUACCUGACACCCGGCUUCGUCAUGUUCAUCUUCUUCCCGGCGUUCUUAUUCUCACAUUACGAGGGCUGGUCCUACGAUCAGUCGGUUUAUUACGCCUUCGUCACGCUCACGACCAUCGGUUUUGGCGAUCUCGUGGCGGGUCAGGAUGAUACAAAGGGGAGCGGCCCAUUCUUCAUUAUGUACAAGAUAUUCUUAAUUUUCUGGAUCUCCUUCGGACUGGGCUACAUCGUCAUGAUCAUGACGUUCAUCGCUCGCGGUAUGCGUAGCAAAAAAAUCACGAGACUCGAACAUAAACUAGCGAUGAAUCUCAAGCACACGCAGAGCAAGAUUUGGAACGAGUUUAACAAAGAGGUCAACUACCUGCGCCGCGUUUUUAACGAGUUACAGCUCUCUAAGGUCAAAAGAGUAUACGUUGAUGAGUACGAUUAUGAAGUACCUCCGACGAAAUUCUCACGUAGCAAUAGUUUCCCGGAUCUUCGAAAGUUGACAAUUGGUGGAUAUGUGGAUAAUUCUAUACCACAUCCGCGACGACGAGCUAACAGCGAAGUGGUGCCGAUUCAACUGACACGUGUGGUAUCCGAGACAGAUCUUCAAAGAAUAGACAAGACCGCAACGUUUGCCACACAUGCUAUAGUGCAACCGGCAGAAUUAUUAGCACGUUUAGUAAAUAUCCUCGGUUACAUCCCUCCACGGGAUGAUUUCGAUUGGGAUGAUACUGAGGAUCAAUUGAAACAGGUCGAUGCGCAGAACGAAAUGCAGCAGAGCAAACCAGUUGAUCAGGGCCUAGCCAACAACGUUACUCAAUGGACAAUCGGUGGUGAGAAGUUUCCGUUUGAGAAGCCUCGAUCUAGGGCGGUCAGCGAAGUGCGACUCUAUACUAAAGACUAUGCGAAAGAUGAUUAUGUUAACCAGAAUACCGAAUGGACUUGGUCCGGUCCAGUAGCCUCGACAAAACUGCAAGAGCUGAUGAAGACUCGCAACACCAUUAGCUCGCUAUCCUCGAACAAUAGUAACAAACCAUACAAGAAGUUUCCUUCACUCGCUUUGCCGAUUACCGCGCCCAAAAACUUCUUCCCCAGAUGGAAAAAACGCUUUAUGAAUAAAAAAUCAUCGGAUGUCGAUCCUAAUGUAGAAAAGGUCAUUGAUACAAUGGACGACAGUAAUCGGGAGAAUAAUUCGAUUGGUCCGAUAGAUCCAUUACCUUCAUACUUAGAUGAGAGGUAUGAUUCGAUAUCGAAAACGCCGAAUUACUAUACACAUACUGGCUGUAACCUGCCAAGUUAUUUAGAAAACAACAAUUUGUUAGAAGAAACGAGUUUGGCAGAUUUUCUUAGAGCGUUGACCGCUCUUCAUCCAAGAGUAGGAACGGUCCCUGACGAAUGCGUUGCCAAGCCUAAAAGAAAAUUAGGAACGGCUUGUCUGAGCCCGCCAAAGCUACCCAGUUUGUUCACCCUGUUUUCACCGAACACGCUCGGUUCAGAUUCGGCAACUCACAGCAAUCAGAAUACUGUCUCAGAUGUGACCUCGCAUCAAUCGAGCAGAAGAAUGUCUCUUAAAAUGGCUGAGAAUGGUUAUUCCGGCUCCACCACACCUACAUCUUAUAUGAGAAAGGAAAGCAGUGCUGUGAAGCCUAGAAGAUUCUCUUUGAGACCGGUAAAGACUCCAGUAAAUUCUCUCACGCCACCUGAUUAUGCAUCACCACGAUCAUCAUUACGACUUUCUCAGAAAAUGGCUGAUCAAAACCAAGGACCUUAUAUUUCGCCGGAAUCGUUCAUUUCCGUAUCACCAAAGGAACCGCUUGUCAACAUGGAGAGACCACCAGGAAUUUCGUCACCGAUUCAGCAACCGUUUAAUACUCGACGUUUCUCCAUAAGAUCUACUCAACUCAGCCCGCAACCGAGUGCGAACACAUCAUUAAACACGUCAUUACACACACCAAAACCAUUACCAAGGUGGAAAGCGGGUAUGCUCCAGCGGCAAAUUACUCAAAUGAAUUUACGUCGUCGCGUUAGGGCAUUUAGUCUUAGCGAUGUUUAUUCCGAUGUACGUGAAAAAAGCACUAAUCCAAUUAGCCCCCUCGCCAUGGACACCACCAACAAAUUUGUGGAUGUUAGCAAAUUGAGCAACCCGAAUCAGAAGACAGUGACAAUCAUGUCACCGGCAGAAGAGAUGAAUAUGACUUUGAAAAAUGAAUUUCAGAAUUCUAUGGUAGCUCCCGACAAUUUGAAAGAACAAAUUUCAUCGUGGAGGAAUCAGGAAGACGUAACUCCGAUUAAAUCUUUGUCUAGGAUUUCCGAUGAGUCAUCCGUGGAGUUGAAUGAAUCCAUUUCAAAUAUACUUGAAGAUGGGAGAUAUCCUCAAGGAAACAAUGAUUUUAUAUCAGUUUAUGAACCGGUUUACAAAUUAAGAUCCUCUGAUGAGAAAUUGAUAAAUGACACAUUGACUAAGACAGUUCAAAGGGAAGUGCAGGAGACGAAUAUGGAUGACAAGGACGCUUCACUUAAAAUGGAGAAACAGAAUGAUAUUCAUAUGUGUAUAAUUGAUAAUUUAGAUGGACCUCAAGAACCGAAGUUUUCGACGAGUAGCAAAAAUUUUUCAGAGUCGAGAAAGGAGAAACCUAGUGUGCCGAUAGAUUUUUACAAACCAGUGUUACAAGCAACGAUAGAAAAGCCAGCGAUUAAUCCUUUCGAGCAAUACAGAGUUAUGACAAAAUCUGAUCAAACGAAAGACGCAGAAUUGACCGAAAUCAAAAUUGAAAAACCUCAUGAAAAAUGAAGAAAAAAAUGAUCGGUCUAUGUGAAGAAACUAAGAAUUAAAAAUAGAAAAGUUUGGAAUUAAUUUUUGUUGUCGAAACUAUUAAGGCAUUAAUACAUUAAUCUAAGAUAGAAGCAAUAUUUAUAGAUAUAUUUUAUAGAUAUAUAUUUUUAUUAAAAAAAAUAGACUCCAUAUUAUAUGUGUAAGAAAUGAUAUUAAUGAUAUAUAUUUUGUUAGUUUUUGAGAACGUACUAAUAUAGCACUUCAUAAAUUUGUGUUUCACUUUGAAAGGCUGCAUUUAAUAUAUGAAUAAGGGAAAAUUGUGCAAGUAGAAGAAAUAUAAUUUUAUACAUUGACGCAACGAUUAUCUAAUGGGCAACUUUUAGAAAAGUUGCAAUUUUACAAUAAGUUGACCAAUUUUGCAGAAGAUUAACUUUAUCAUAUAUGUUAUAUAAGAUAUCUAAUUCUCCAAAUUAAUUAAAUUUGUUAGAAAAAUUUUUUUAGAGAAAUGAAGAUAUAUACAUUAGAAAUAAUUAUUAAAAUAUUAGAAAUAAUUAAUAAUGAUAAUUAUUAGAAGUAAAUUAAUUUAUUUUAUGUAAAUGAUUAAGUUUUAAUUUUUUUAAAUAUCGAAGACUCUGUGAUAUAAGGAAUAUGGCAUGUUGUCAAUAUUUACUGUGAAUUAAUAGUAAAAUAAGAUUACUUAGAAAAAAAUUGAUACCAAAUAAAUUAUUUUGUCGGUAGAGA